CCCGUUGGCGCCGCCGCUGCACGCAACACGUCGCUCGCCGCUCGCAGAGCACUCGCCUGGUAGCUACCCUCCCUCUCCAUCUUCAAUCUUCACUCGGCUCUUCUUCCCUUACAGUCGCUGUCGCCUCUCCCAGCUCAGUGCCGCAGUCGCCGUUUUUCUCCACUCGUACUGCUGACGUCUUUUUAUGCUCUGGCCUCCUGGUCUCUCUUCGCUUGGGUGAGGGCUGGCAUUGUGUAGAAGUUUAUCUGAGUUGAAGGACUACUGCAAUGACCAUCGAUUGUCUCGUUCUUGGCGCUGGGCAAGAAGUUGGGAAGAGUUGUGUGGUCGUCACAAUCAAUGGAAAGCGAAUUAUGUUUGAUUGCGGCAUGCAUAUGGGUUAUCUAGACCAUCGUCGAUAUCCUGAUUUCUCUCGCAUCUCUGCAUCUCGCGAUUACAAUACUGUUCUCUCCUGUGUCAUCAUUACACACUUUCACCUGGACCAUAUAGGUGCUCUUCCAUACUUCACCGAAGUUUGUGGCUAUAAUGGACCCAUUUACAUGACGUAUCCAACAUUGGCUUUGGCUCCUUUAAUGUUGGAGGACUACCGGAAAGUGAUGGUUGACCGAAGGGGUGAAGCAGAGCAAUUUAGUAAUGAUCAUAUUAUGGAGUGCAUGAAAAAAGUUAUACCUGUGGAUUUGAAGCAGACUAUACAGGUUGAUGAAGAUCUUCAAAUUCGUGCUUACUAUGCUGGACAUGUUUUAGGAGCUGCCAUGUUUUAUGCUAAAGUUGGAGAUGCUGCUAUGGUAUACACAGGAGACUAUAAUAUGACACCUGAUAGACACCUUGGAGCAGCUCAAAUCGAUCGAAUGCAAUUAGACCUUCUAAUAACGGAGUCUACAUAUGCAACAACAAUCCGUGAUUCCAAAUACGGCCGUGAGAGAGAAUUUCUUAAAGCUGUUCAUAAUUGUGUGGCUAGUGGAGGGAAGGUCCUUAUUCCUACUUUUGCACUUGGACGGGCUCAGGAACUCUGUAUCUUGUUGGAUGACUAUUGGGAGCGCAUGAAUCUAAAGAUUCCAAUAUACUUUUCAGCAGGUUUGACUGUUCAAGCUAAUAUGUACUAUAAAAUGCUCAUCAGUUGGACCAGCCAGAAGGUUAAGGAGACAUACACGACAAGGAAUGCUUUUGACUUUAAGAAUGUUCAAAAGUUCGACCGUUCUAUGAUUGAUGCUCCUGGGCCUUGUGUUCUCUUUGCUACACCAGGGAUGAUUAGUGGUGGGUUUUCUCUUGAGGUUUUUAAGCGCUGGGCACCUUCUAAAUUGAAUCUUAUCACAUUACCCGGGUAUUGCGUGGCCGGAACUAUUGGACACAAGUUAAUGUCCGGAAAACCCACCAAAAUUGAUCUGGACAAGGACACCCAAAUUGAUGUGCAAUGCCAGAUUCACCAACUGGCAUUCAGCCCACAUACUGAUUCCAAAGGAAUCAUGGAUCUUGUGAAGUUCCUUAGUCCCAAGCACGUGAUACUUGUACAUGGAGAGAAGCCUAAAAUGGUUACUUUAAAGGAGAGGAUUCAUUCAGAACUGGGAAUCCCAUGUCAUGAUCCUGCAAAUAACGAGACUGUAUCCAUUUCUUCAACUCUUUCUAUCAAAGCAGAAUCCUCAAGCACGUUUAUUCAGAGUUGUUCAACUCCCAAUUUCAAAUUUUUGAAAAGAAACUUGAAUGAUAAGAUUAAUUCAAAAGAGUUAAGUUCGAAAGAAGGAGGAACUUCAAGCAUGUUUAUACGCAGACGCUCGAAUCCCCAUGUCAAGCAUUUGAAUAGAAAUCUUGACGAAAAGUUUGAUUCUAGUUUAAGUUGUGGUCCAGAGAUAGAGGUAAGUGAUGAUAGAGUGAAUGAAGGGAUCUUGGUGAUGGAAAAAGGUAAAAAAACAAAGGUGGUACACCAGGAUGAACUAUUACUUCUCUUGGGAGAACAAGAGCAUGAGGUUAGGUUUGCUAACUGUAGUCCUAUAUAUUUUGGAAGCUUAGAUGAUACCCAUGUCAUAGUUUGCAUAUCUAGAAAAUCUUUAUGGCUUUCCCAGCUAUCUUCAAAGCUUUCAAGUGAACUUUCAGACAGGAAUGUUCAAAAUUUUGGGGAGUAUCUUCAAGUUGAAUCAUUUACACUGUCCAUUUGCUCAAAGGAAAGUUGCCCUUACCGAACUACAAACAGAAUUGAAAAUGAAUCUGCUGCAGCAUUCUAUUGCUGUAGUUGGCUAGUCGCAGAUGAAGUCCUCGCAUGGCAAAUCAUUUCCAUCUUGGAGAAGCAUGAUCUCAGUUCAACAUGAAGGGGCCUAUUAUGCAUGGUUUCCUUACAUAAUUAACAUGGAAGCUGUAAUUCUACAUGAGGUUAGCUCAAUUGAUGACUUGUUUGACAAAGGAAAUGAUUUGCUUAUCACGAGUACUCGGGGUUGAUGUUCAUGUUCAUAGUCGUAUACCAAAUCUGGAGGUUUAAGUUACGAAUCAUUGGUUCUGAAAGAUUUGAAUAUGGUUGAAACUGGCAUCGAUGUUAAUAGGUUUUUUUUUUUUUGUUUAUUUGCUCUAUAGUCCCAUUGCC
Cucurbita pepo subsp. pepo (vegetable marrow) is the source of this 2566-nucleotide messenger RNA. It is a transcript of the gene CPSF73-II, whose product is annotated as cleavage and polyadenylation specificity factor 73 kDa subunit-II. The record is from RefSeq and is a predicted model, not a curated record. Gene Ontology annotation, molecular function: RNA endonuclease activity. Lineage: Eukaryota; Viridiplantae; Streptophyta; Magnoliopsida; Cucurbitales; Cucurbitaceae. Gene Ontology annotation, biological process: snRNA processing. Gene Ontology annotation, cellular component: nucleus.